Molecule: messenger RNA, 759 nt
Organism: Phymastichus coffea
Lineage: Eukaryota; Metazoa; Arthropoda; Insecta; Hymenoptera; Eulophidae
Product: rap guanine nucleotide exchange factor-like
Exons: 6
Coding region: 303-752 (149 amino acids)
Biological process (GO): positive regulation of ERK1 and ERK2 cascade
Source: RefSeq, a predicted model, not a curated record
UAGUUCGCGCGGUACUGUAUGUUGUAUAAGAGCUAGUGGGGCGACGAUCGAGGAAAAACCGGAUAGUAAACGUAAAGAUAGUGCAGUGCAAAAUUCUCAAAAAGGAAUUGAAAACGUGAACAGUGUUAUAUUGCAAGAAUUUAAAAGUCUCGGAAAUAUUAAAAGAACAAGAACAUAAUCGUGUUCAUCGUCGUCGUCAACGGCGAUCGUGUGUGUUUUCCGUCGGCGCGCACGAUGUGAAGUGAGCAAUAUGGACGAGAAAAACUGAGCGGCGCAGCAGCAGUUGCAGCAAUUGCAGCAUUAUGACGGAGUAUCUGGAUCCGCAUUUUAUUCGGGCGCUUUGUCGGGAUCCAGAGAGGCGCACGCUUCAGGAUCUCCAAUUCAUAUACUAUGGACUACUCGGACUUGAAGCAUUGCGGCCCUGCAGAGACUCGGUGCUACGGCAGCUUUGCAAAACUGUGCGUUACGAGAGACAUCACGCCAACCAUGUUCUUUACUAUACCGGCGAAUUGGCGACCAGCUGGUACAUCCUGCUGUCGGGCUCGGUGUUCAUCGACGGAUCCAUGUUCCUGCCCAGAUCAAGCUUCGGCAAGAGGACCGGCGGGAGCGCGAGGAGGCCGAACGAGUGCUUCGUGCUGGAGCCCUCGGAGAUGAUAGCCAUCGACUAUCCCGAGGUGCACAGCGGCAGGAUGCAUCGACCCCCGCAGCCUAAUCCCGAUCAGCGACCAUCGACAGGUCAACCUGGUGUUUGAAGACUCG